Penicillium subrubescens is the source of this 1851-nucleotide messenger RNA. RefSeq names its product TLD domain-containing protein. The record is from RefSeq and is a predicted model, not a curated record. Lineage: Eukaryota; Fungi; Ascomycota; Eurotiomycetes; Eurotiales; Aspergillaceae. The transcript is spliced from 3 exons. Bases 1 to 1851 code for a protein of 616 amino acids.
AUGGGUGCGGGACAGUCAACCGAUUAUAGUGGAGCGUCUCCAGAGGAGCUGAGCUACAUGCUGGCGGAACGCUUCGCGACAAAAUGUUUCUCGCCAUUGGAACUCACACAUUUCAAAGACAACUUCUUCUCUCGGGCCUCAGAGCAAGGGGGUAUCCGUUACUGGAAUGAAAAGACUUUAUCAGACUUCCUGGGGGUCCCAGACGGCAGCUUCUCCGGUGCGGAUGAGGCUCCGCUUGAUGCAGGACCUGUUCUAUUCCGCAUGGUUUCCUACCUCGGUGCAUUUCCAUUUCAAAGUACCUUGGCACCGAGCGUUUUGACAUUCGAGGCCAUGGUCAAAGUGGUGGUGCUCCUAACUGAGCGCUACGGAAAAGUCCUCCGGCGAGGGCGCAAAGAUCGCAUCAAGCUGCUCUUUGGUAGCCUUGCUGAUGUUGGGAGGAAAGAUGUUGAGCUUCCGUCUGAUAAGCAUGCCGAGAACAAAGAGUCGGGAUCUGAGGAAAGUCCUGAGCCCUGCCCUGCCAAGUCCCAUGCGCCAGGCUUCUCUAUCGACGAGCCUGCCAAUGACGAGUAUGAUGAGGAUGAGGAUGAUGACCUUGCCCUCGCGGCAUUAGAGUCUCUUGAUGCGAUUGAAGUGUUCAAGCACGAUCAUCGCGUGGACAGGACAGUCUAUGAAACACGCAUUUCUGUUGAUACCUUCCGUCGACUGCUCAUGUUGUUGCUCGUCAUUGCGCCUUUGAAGCCGCUUGAACCUGUCAAGACGUAUACGUCUGAUCUUGAUUCCGAGCGAAUUGAGGCAAUUCGAAAGGAGGCAGACAGUAUACUUGCCGCAUUCCGACCAGAAGAAAGUGAUGGCGGGAUAACCUACAGAGCAUUUGCGCGAACAAUCUCGACAUCCUUACCGUAUCUCUUCGAUCCUCUAACGGCAUUGUUCGAGCACAUGCUGUUCAGUAAGAACCUGAACCUUUCUCAAAGACGACCGAGCGAAGGAAGCUUCGAGUCGGCAAUUCUCAAUUCGACGAUCCUUUCACACAUUUCAUUCUUCCUACCCUCAAAGGGGCAAUCCAUGAACCUCUUCAAGAGUGGCAUUCGUCUCCAUCCCGUUUUCUCCACAGCCACCCACGGUUCCUCGUUAACGUCCUUCUCCCACAACGUUCUCACCUGGCAAUCAGCCAAUCUCCUCAUACUACAAGGUGCAACAGAAGGACCGAAUGAGGAAACCGUUACAAUCGGCGCCUACCUCCCUCAAUCCUGGAAAUCAUCCUCAUCACACAGCUCAUCCUCUAGUUCCGACCCACUUCCAUGCCUCUUCCAACUCUCGCCCAAACACCAAGUCCUACCCGGAAACCCAUCCCCAUCAGUCCAAAAACAAGCCAACCUCCCACCAGCCUGGUUCUCAACACACACCGGCAUAGCAAUAGGCUGUCAGAUCCCACCAGCCUCACGCAGCCACCACACCCCUCCCGCUCCCCACGGAGCCGCAAGUCUAACAAUCGACGUAAACCUCGAAUCCGCCGAGUUCCGCAUCGAACCAGUCGGCCAUGACGGCGUCUUCCUCCCAUCCGGAACGACAUCAAUGGAAGAUCCCUCCGUCAAGAUCCGUCUCGACCUUUAUUCUCUUGAGAUCUGGGGCGUGGUUCCGGAUCCUGAGCUGGCGGCUUCUUCGGAACUCAAUUCGAGUGCCGUUGAGGUUCAGCGGGCGAAGUGGGAAUUUGAGGCUCGGGAGGCUGAGAGAAGGCGCAAUAUUAAUCUUAAGACUGGGGCGGGGGAUUCGGCAAAGGAGAGUGCUAGGUGGUUGUUGGAGACGGCGGGGAUUAUUGGGGAUCAUGGACAGUAUUCGGGUGGUAGCACUUGA